AUGGCUUUUUAUGGAGAAAUUGUCGUAUUAGAAAAACAAGAAGAUCAACUGAAAGAAUAUGGGUCAAUAGUUUUAUUAAAACCAUCAUUUUUUAUUGGUUCUGAAGAAAAAUAUUGUGCAAUUGUAAUUAAAGAUAGAAAUAAUAAUAACAAUAGCAAUGACAAUAAUAAAAAUAUAGACAAUAACAAUAGUAAUAACAAUAGUAAUAAAAAUAGUAAUAAUAGUGAUAAUAUUAGCAAUCCAGAAACUAUAAAGAUUGAAACAUCAAAUACCACUGAUGAUUGCACUCAAAUGGAAACCUGCAAAGAAAAUGAAAAUUAUGAAAAGAUAGAUGAAGCAAAUACACAAGAACAGAUUAAAAAAGAGCAAAAUGGAGCUACUGAAGAAAAAGAAAAAGAAAAAGAACAGGAAAAAGAACAAGAAAAAGAUCAAGAAAAAGAACAAGAAAAAGAACAAGAAAAAGUUCAAGAAAAAGAUCAAGAGAAACAAGAGCAAAAACAAGAACAAAACCAAGAGAAAAAUCUAGAGCAAAAUCAAGAGAGAAAACAAGAGAGUGAACAAGAUGAAGCUAAAGACCAAACCAUUAAACAAGAUGAAAUGGAAGAGUCAAAAGAGGAUGUGGCUAAACAGGAAAUUAAAGAAGAAUCAAGAUUCGAAAAUAAUAAUAACAAUAAUGAUAUAAGUAAUAAUAGCAAUAAUGAUGUCAAUAUCAAUGGCAAUAAUAAUAAUAAUAAUAAUAACAAUAAUAAAGAUGAAACUAUGCAAGAAGUUGAUGAAAAAUUAAAUAAUAAUAAUGAAAUCAAUAAAAUUUUAGAAAAACAUAUAAAAAUAAAAGUCUAUACAGCAGGUGGUAAAGUUGAAAAAUGUUAUUUAACCGAUAUUCAAGCAGAUGGAAGUGUAAAAAUUGACUCUAUUAUAAAUCCAUAUAAAAUGUUAGAAAUCGAAUUAAAGCCAAAGGUUGUAUUUGGUAUUUAUGGCUUUUAUUUUUAUUAUUCAAAUGUCCAAACUGAAUUAAGUCACGAUUUUAGUAACCAUAGUUUUAUCUCAGUUUCAGAAAAUGCAGCUACACCAAAAACCCCAUCUAAAAUUUCAAAAAAAAUUCCAACUGCUGCAAAAAAAUCUGGUACCAUAAAAACCCCAGUUAAAAAAGUACCAGAGGAGGACAAGGAGGGUGAAGAAAAUGAAGUUACCAAAGUAAAGAAAACACCUUCAUCUACCAAUACUCCAAAGACUCCAUCUAAAUUUCCAGUAGCUGUUUCAAAAAAAGUAGGAACUCCAUCAAAACAAACACCAACCAAAGGAAAACCACAUUCAACCACAACCACUACAACCACAACUACAACUACACUAUCAACAAUAACCACCACAGUUGGUUCUGAACCUAUAAAAAGAAAUAGAACACCAACUAAACAAUCACCUAAAAAAAUGUUCAACAGCGAUACAAGCGAUAGUGAUAGUGGAAUGGAGCCAAUGUCAGAUGGCGAGCUUGAUAAAAGUCUCUCUAAACAAUUAAACGAUGCCAACACACUUGUAAAAUCACUUCCAACUGUAAAUACGAGACCAGUUAGAUUUUCAAGAAAUUCAUUAGUUGACUUUUCAAAUAUAACUCAUGCAAAAAAAAGACUUUCAGCUCCAGGUGAAAUUAGAUUAAGCAAAUAA
Dictyostelium purpureum is the source of this 1659-nucleotide messenger RNA. RefSeq lists its product as uncharacterized. The coding region runs from base 1 to 1659 and encodes 552 amino acids. The transcript has a single exon. NCBI's taxonomy places the organism in Eukaryota, Evosea, Eumycetozoa, Dictyosteliales, Dictyosteliaceae. The record is from RefSeq and is a predicted model, not a curated record.